This is a messenger RNA of Trichoderma atroviride IMI 206040, 1248 nucleotides long. RefSeq lists its product as uncharacterized. The record is from RefSeq and is a predicted model, not a curated record. Gene Ontology annotation, molecular function: heme binding; stearoyl-CoA 9-desaturase activity; iron ion binding. Gene Ontology annotation, cellular component: endoplasmic reticulum membrane. NCBI's taxonomy places the organism in Eukaryota, Fungi, Ascomycota, Sordariomycetes, Hypocreales, Hypocreaceae. Gene Ontology annotation, biological process: unsaturated fatty acid biosynthetic process.
AUGGCCAUAAAGCCAAGGAUCUUAUACCAGACAGGCAAUGUCUUUAAGCAAACUCUUCACGAUAUUAGAAGAUUUCUUUCUAUCUUGCAGCCGAAUAACAUUACUUUCUGUAUCAUUUUGCCUCUUAUUGGAUUCUUUUGGAGCUUUUUCCAAUUGCUAUCUUAUCAAACGUUUAUCUUGGGAGGAAUAUUAUAUAUAAUAUCUGGUGUUGGCAUCACGGCUGGUUAUCAUCGCCUUUGGUCACAUCGAUCAUUCACUGCCUCUCCAGGCUUAAGCUUCUUUCUGGCACUUGCUGGCGCAAGUAGUGUUCAGGGCUCAAUAUUAAACUGGUGCCAGAUGCAUCGUGCCCACCACCGUUAUGUGGAUACUCCAAAAGACCCGUACAAUGUGAGCAAGGGCAUAUGGUGGUCUCACAUGGGAUGGCUAAUUUUCAGGCCUGAUCCCAACUCGAAAGGGCACGUUGAGAUGUCUGAUUUGCUCCAAGACCAAGUAGUGAUCUGGCAGCACAGAAACUUUCCCUUUUUGUGCCUCUUCACUGGUUAUGCUCUUCCCUUUCUUAUUGCCAAAUUUGGAUGGAAUGAUGGAUCAGGCGGCCUUCUCUAUGCUGGCAUCAUCCGAGUAUUUCUCUUCCAGCAGGCAACUAACUGUGUUAACUCAUUGGCACAUUGGCUCGGAGAUCAGCCGUAUGCAGAUGCAACCUCGCCAAGGGACCACAUUUUAACUGCUCUAGUUACGUUUGGAGAAGGCUACCAUAACUUCCACCAUGAGUUUCCCACCGAUUACCGGAAUGGCAUUAGGUGGUUUGACUAUGACCCUACUAAAUGGUGUAUAUCGCUUUGGGGUUGGCUGGGGUUGGCAAGUCAUCUACAGGAGUUCGAGGCCAAUGAGAUCAACAAAGCCAUCUUUCAACAGAAGUGGAAGCUGGUCGAACGACUCAAGUGCCAAAUUAACUGGGGCCCUGCGGUUGAUACACUCCCUAUCUACUCUUGGUCCGAAUAUGAGGCUCUCUGUAUACAUCUCGGCGGCUCUAGACACUUGGUCUGUAUCUCAGGGGUCAUAUACGAUGUUGAGCGAUUCAUUGAGAGUCAUCCAGGUGGUAGAGCUCUCCUAGUGGCACACAUUGGCAAGGACGCUACUGCAAGCUUCCACGGUGGCGUUUAUAAACAUUCUAAAGCGGCUAGCAACUUAUUAGAUAAUAUUCGUUUUGGAGUUGUCCGCGGAGGGGGUCAAGUGGAGGAGACACAUUAA